AUUUUUGGCGUUUAUACGAGCAUAUAUAGUCGCUUAGUCACGUCGGCAUGCUGGUUUUAAGUCUACCAUCGACGGUUACCAUUUUAUGGCUUAUACUCCAAUUUGUCAAUGGAUACAUUGCAUUGUAUUUUUACUUCCGGAACCCGCUGUGGGCGGGAUGCAGACCGCGGAUUUCAAAAAAGAAUAACGACUGGUUCAGUAGCAAGACUUAACGUUACAUCGAAAAAGACCAACGGAUGCACAUUAAAACACACUGUGGACAUCAUGACAUCCAUUACUGAUCCAAACGUGAGCGACGUGUUCGCCAGUGCAAUGGAGGAGAUUCACAACAAACAGCUUAAAACAUUUGGGGAGAUAAUUGACAUGACUACAGAGUUGUGCCAGUCCCACAGACAGUUUGUGAAGUCUGCACAUGAUUCAUGUUUAAAGAAAUGUAAGGACGAUGAAAUGCUGUUUGAGAAAAUACAGACAUUCGAAAGAGACUUGGUACAAAAAAAUGCAUCAUUGAAAAGGAAACAGCAUGCCAUUUCUGAAAUGAUAUCUGAGAUUCAGCAGAAGGAGAUGCAGAAAGAUGACAUCAUCCAGAAGAUAGAGAAACUUAAACAAGAGCAAGCCAAGAGAAAAGAGUUAAUCGAGUCUCAAUAUAAAACUAACAAAAACAGACUGAGGAAUCUCCAGAAAGCCAGAGCAGUCUUUCAGGAUCAUUUGGACAUGGAGAUGCGAACAAUCUCUGGCAAAACACAAUUGGUUAAAGGUGAAAAGCUGCAGUUUGUUUUCCGGAAUAUCAGCCCUUCAGAUCAGGACAGCGCCUAUGUUGUCACAAUUGGGAUUAAAGAAGACGGAUCAUACCAGAUUGUGUCGAGUGACCCCGUGCUCAAGUGUUUGUCAAUCCUGGAAAGCCGGCUUCAGGAGACCAAUAACUUCCCAGCAUUCCUGGCAAACGUCAGGAAGGAGUUUAUCUCUCUGGCACGCUGCUAAGAUUGGGAGGAUGAAAUACAAUUCAAGAAACGUCUUGCUGCAAUGUGGACUAAUAUAAGAAGCACAGCUUUCAGUCUGUAUCUACAGUACAGGUCUGUAAACGAAACAUCAACUGCCUUGUCAAGACUAAUACUUAUGGAUUUAUUAUACAUUUCUGUGGGCAAUAAGUAAAAAGCUAUUUUUAAAAAAUCUGGACUUCUCAUAAUCACUGGUAUUUGUUUGAACAAAUUGUCUCAUUAUUGAGCAUAGUUUCACAAUUUAGUGGAAACUGGGUAUUUGACAUUGUUUCAAAGAAGUUUGGCAUCUUAACAGAUGUUCUGCGGAAAAUAUCUCUAAAUCCUGAAACAUUCACCAGUUUACCGUAGAUGCUCUAUAAAGUAAAAGAUGAGGUAAAGAUGGAUAAAGUAAUUGAUCAGUCACAGAUGUGGAAGACUCUUUUCUUUUCUCAUGUCAUUACUUAGUUUAAAGUGGGUGGGGAAAAGUGUUUAUAGGCUAGUCUUAUUUUCCUGUGCUCCACUUUUACUUAUGUUAUUCAUGUCUAUCUGGUAAAUUCACUUUUUUUUUUUUUUUUUAAACCACUCACUAUAGUUGAGUUCAUCUGUACACUGUGAUAAAUAAUGAAAAACAUAACUUGAAUAAAUAUACACUUAGGUAUAAAAUUCACAUACAGUAUGAAUCCCUGCAGCAUAAAAACAUCAGGGAGCGCAGUGACAAAACUUAUAGAUCUUGACUUAGAGGAACAUGCUUUUGUCUUUUUAUUAACACUUUUAAAGCAAUUAUCAUCAGUCAGUAGUACAAACAGAAUUUGUAGUUUUAUUUGGAACUAGGGCUGUGUGUGUGUGUUUGUGUGUGUUUGUGUUGCUGAUGGGUCAAGUCAGUCAGGCAUCGGAUGAUUUGACGGAGCUUAACACAGGCAGCUCCUCAACAUAGGUUGAUGGAAAAUGGCCGGUUUUCCCGUCAAGUUUGCCAAUCCACCAACCAUUCUCUUCCUUUCCAUAAAUGUCUAGAAGAUCUCCUUUGAAACAAAAAUUAAGUCAUUGUAUAAGAAUAAUUAUCUAGUGUUUUAGAUGUUCGGCACUUACGUAGCCACUUACCUUCUUUCAAAGUCAAUUCAUCAUCCUGUUGAGGUGUGAAAUUGUACAGGACCUUACAUUUUCCCAUACUGCACAUCUCCUCCUGUGUUAUUUGACCUGUUCAAUGUUGAUAUUUUUAAUUGCUUUAAUUUUAUGAUGCAAUUCCAAAUGUGCUGAAAAGAAAUAAAUAUUUGUGUUGCACUGGAAA
This is a messenger RNA of Perca flavescens (yellow perch), 2259 nucleotides long. RefSeq names its product SPC25 component of NDC80 kinetochore complex (gene spc25). The transcript is spliced from 7 exons. NCBI's taxonomy places the organism in Eukaryota, Metazoa, Chordata, Actinopteri, Perciformes, Percidae. Gene Ontology annotation, cellular component: Ndc80 complex. The record is from RefSeq and is a predicted model, not a curated record. Gene Ontology annotation, biological process: chromosome segregation. Bases 109 to 978 code for a protein of 289 amino acids.